GUCCCGUUGAAUAGAGGCUUUGGCGUGGUGGGCGGGACUUCCGGCACCCCUUUUAUUUUUUUCCUCCCUAUUUCCGGCGAGGUACGGAAGACUAAUUCCGGUACUGAGUCCUCCGAGGGAGCCUCCCUCUGCACGUGCUCCGGAGAUGUCCACUCUGGCUGCCGCCAGCUGUGACUCCGACUCCUCGGGGAAAGCGGCGGAGAAGAAGCCGCUGAAGCCGUGCUGCGCAUGCCCGGAGACGAAGAAAGCCCGGGAUGCCUGCAUCAUUGAGAAAGGAGAAGAACACUGUGGACAUCUAAUUGAAGCUCACAAGGAGUGUAUGAGAGCCCUGGGAUUCAAAAUAUGAAUGAAAGAAGAAAUAGAGUAUGGAUGGCAAGUGCUAGGUUGUCCGGUGUUGGAAGAAUAGUUCCUAAGGAAUGAAUAAGAUUAAAUUAUUUGGGGGCUUUUUUGAAGAAUAAAAUUCUUAUAUGCAUAAAUAUUUAUUAUGUCUUUAAACAAUAAAAUAUAUACCCAUCUGGUAAAAA
This is a messenger RNA of Dromiciops gliroides (monito del monte), 524 nucleotides long. Its product is annotated as cytochrome c oxidase copper chaperone. NCBI's taxonomy places the organism in Eukaryota, Metazoa, Chordata, Mammalia, Microbiotheria, Microbiotheriidae. The transcript is spliced from 4 exons. Gene Ontology annotation, biological process: mitochondrial respiratory chain complex IV assembly. Gene Ontology annotation, cellular component: mitochondrial intermembrane space. The coding region runs from base 146 to 346 and encodes 66 amino acids. Gene Ontology annotation, molecular function: copper ion binding; copper chaperone activity. The record is from RefSeq and is a predicted model, not a curated record.